Messenger RNA from Angiostrongylus costaricensis, 1356 nucleotides. The record is from the annotation of a GenBank genome assembly. Lineage: Eukaryota; Metazoa; Nematoda; Chromadorea; Rhabditida; Metastrongylidae.
AUGGUCAUCGGACAGAACCGUCGCAGUCGUUCACAUGUAGGUCCGGUACCGUUUGAGAGGGAACAAAGUAGGAGGUUGAAUACGUUCGUGAAGCCACUGGAGACGUCUUCGCGUCGUCUUUCUCAUUCACUGGACAGCGAUCUUACAUCGUUACCAUCAUCGCUUCCGAACAUUUAUGUGAACAGCACUACGAACAGAAUUCGCUUGUCUCGAUUAUCUACUAACGUCACGCAAGCGACACACGCGCGAAAAUCUAUGGUUGUGUCUUAUCGAGAGGAAAUGCCUCUAGAGGAACUUUUCGAACACUUCCAAGCAGUGAACGAUCUCAUCCGACAAGCAAGGAGCAGAGCGAAGCGGGUUUUAAUCUACUCCGAUGACAGUUUGGCAGUGUGUCAAGCAUUUGCACUCGCUUAUAAUGUACAGUAUUAUAAUUUGAGCCUCGAUCGUGUACUGAUUAGUUUUCAACGAUUAAGAAUCAAAGUGGAUCUGAACGACUCUCUAAGAGUGGCGCUCAUGAAAUGGGCAGAGUUGUGCGAAAGUAACGGAAAGGACUACAACAGAUCUGAUAUUAUUGUUAAAAAACUUGUACCUCUCGCAACUGAUAGAGUGUUCAAGAAAGCUGUGCGCCUGCAUGCUCCGCAUGGUGUUGAAUUUUCCGAGAAAUUUAAGACGUUUCAAAUUUGUAAUGAAGGCGCUGUCUCAUCCAAUAAACUGGUAUGCACCACUCACGCCAUCUCAUCAGCUUUGUGUGGAUUUCAUAAAAUGACGACGAAUGAAGACACUCAUUUCAAUGAACAGCUGCUGCAAAUGAUUACUCGGGAUAAAGAUGACUGCUCCCCGAUAUCGACUACUUUGCUAAUCUGCACAAUAACGUUAGUUAUUUCGGCUUACUGUUCCGGCGCGAACUUCGCCUACAUGAGAAUGAGCAUCAACGACAUGCUGUUGAUAGUGGAAAAUGGUGAUGAACCGCAUAAGCACAAAUAUGGCUAUAUGCUUCGCUAUGCUGUGCCAACAAUCAUGAUCGUCUUAUUGGCCGAAAUUCUACCGCAGUCUGUAUGCAAUCGUUUUGGCCUUACGCUUGCUGCUAAAACUCGCCACGUUACUUUGCUCCUUUUUAUUAUUUGUGCACCUGUUGCAUGGCCGUUUAGCAAAGUCAUCGACUACAUCCUUGGAAGAGAGGUUCGUGAGAUAUACUCCGAGGAAAAGCUCAAAGCUCUCAUAAAAGUGCAGUCGAAGAAAAUGGAAGAAGCUGCUCAAGGAGAUAUUCUCGCAAGAAUAGUGGAUUUUCCAAAGAAAACUGUACAAGAUAUGAUGACACCAAUGGAAGACGCUUUUGUCAAAGAUCUUAAAGAAUGA